UAGAAUAGUCUUAAGACAAAUUAACAGAAAGACAGUAAAAACAUGUUAAUUUAUUGGAUUAACAGAGGACUAUACAUGUUCUUGAUUUGCACGGGAAUGAUCUUGAUUGUGGCGAUGGAAGUGUGGCUACUGAGGGAGCAUCGCAGCGAGAUGUGCUAUUUCGGCAUGCACAGGUUUUAUAUCGCGUUUACCAUUGAGCUAACUAUCUCGUUCUGUGUCUACUUUUAUGCCUACAUGCAUGCAGCAGGUUGGAGAACGAUGAACGAAGGUGUCUACAAGGAAUUGAGACGUUAUGGCCCGUAUUUAUGUGUCGUAUUCUCUUUCGAUAUCUUAUGUUUCGGCUUAGUUACUUUGGGACUAAGUAUAUUCAGUUUCUCCUUAGUUGAUGGGAGUUCUAAAUGGGUGUAUAUCAAGCCGUGUCUUUACAACAAUAGCAAUGUGUGCAGUCAGUUGCAGCACAAAUUUGUAGAUGAUCACACCGCGGUAGCGUUCUUUGCUUCAAACUUGACUAAUAUAGAGUCUGGAUGUUGCAAACCCCCGAAGGAGUGUAACUUCAAAUUCUCAAGCCCGACAGUUUGGAUGAAGCCAAUAAAUGGCACCUACUCAAACCCUGACUGUUAUAAUUGGGAUAAUGACCCAACAAUCCUCUGUUAUAACUGUCAAGUUUGCAAGCUUGGUUUUGCCCAAGAUAUGAAGGAGACAUGGAGUAGAAGUGGUUUUAUUGGAGUUUUAGCGUCGCUAAUAAUACUCCUAGGUUUGAAAUUGAUUAAUGAGGAUGUACUCUUGUUAGAAUCAAUUCGAAGAAGAGACUCAAAUUAAUUGUAUACGAUAUUGGGGAAUAACUUAUAUAAUAAGUUUGCCAAACAUCAGGCUUGACAGGAUUCGAA
Molecule: messenger RNA, 887 nt
Organism: Beta vulgaris subsp. vulgaris (sugar beet)
Lineage: Eukaryota; Viridiplantae; Streptophyta; Magnoliopsida; Caryophyllales; Amaranthaceae
Product: tetraspanin-9
Exons: 2
Coding region: 43-819 (258 amino acids)
Biological process (GO): auxin-activated signaling pathway
Cellular component (GO): plasmodesma; plasma membrane
Source: RefSeq, a predicted model, not a curated record